AUGCGUGCCAUGUUCUCUCCCAGCCUUAAGCGGCUGGCGCACAAAGAUUUCGAUGCCUGGGGCUACCACAUUCAAUGGCCACAAAAUCAGAUCCUAUCUCCACUCACAGGAAAGGUCGACUUUGUUGUUGAGGACAUCAAGUUCGCCUACAAUGCAUGGUGCCUUUUGAGACUCGCCAUGUUCUUUGGUGUAAAGCAUCCUAAAGUGUUGAGUGACAUGACCAAGACAACGCCGUCGAUGGACAUCAUGCUCUCUGGCAAUCGUCUGUUCUUUAUGCACUCCCAUGUCAAGGCUAAUCUGAGCCGCUCAAAAGUGCGCAUCGCUCUCACCCCUAACCAUCCCCGUGCUUUCCCGGUACAAGAGCUCACCUGGAACACACACUGUCGUUUCCAUGAUCACCAGUCAGCGGGCGUGGAGCUGGUACUGGGAAUGGAAAACGGACUGUCGCAGGAGGUCGCCGACGCCUGUGACCUCUGCACCUACAUUCCCCAGUACGGCUCUGUCGGCUCGCUAUCCAUGCUUUCUGCGCUCGGCAUCGCGGCACACUCAACUUGGUGUGCUGCUAUGCGGGAAAACGGCCACACCUCUCAUACUAGCCUCCCCCUUCACCGCGCUUCUCAUGGUCACAUGCCGCUAUCAAACAGUCCGGAACGAGUGCGAGACACGCUUCCACACGAGAUGGACUUACUGGCAUGCAGCAACGAGGCCGUCAAAGCCUUACUCGAGGAGAGGCGGCGGUCUUACGAUCUUCAGGUGAGCGUUCUCAUAUACAACGAGCUUGGAGACCGCAACAUCGGUGCAGUUAUCAGGAACGCGAACGCCUUCAACUGCGAGUACGUGGCUAUCGUGAAUCGAAGGCGGUUCAACAGACGCGGUGCACUCGGCACACACAAGGUUAUGAAUGUCCCUUUCUUUGAGACCGUUAACGACAAAGCGGCACGCCAGCUUUUCGAGGGGUACGAAGUGUGGCUUCUGUACCCAUACUACCCCAACCUUGUCAUGUACGAAGCUGAGCAAAAAGGAGAUGCCUCCAACAGCUCAUCAACCUUUGUGCGACACGAGGACCCUAUACUACAGUCAUGGGGCGCUACCCAGCACCACCUCACCAGCGAGCAUCCCCUUGUGGUUCGCUACCCUCACCUCUGUCAACAAGGGGUGUUUCUAGAUGAUGACAGAUCUCUCGCUUCUUGUGUGCAAGACGUGAAGCGCAGAAAACUCCGUGGAAUCCUGCUAGCCGUGCCUGAAGAGGGGUGCUCCCCUCACCCGUGUUUGUGCAAGCUCAGUCAUCGCGUUGUGUAUGUCACAAGUCCAUCAUUUCUCCCACACCAGACUCAGCGUGGACUGAACCCAGCGCUUUCCACAGCAAUUGCGCUCGAGAGAUUGCGAUGCGCUGCUGACAGCUCAUGCCUCACGUGA
Leishmania major strain Friedlin is the source of this 1416-nucleotide messenger RNA. RefSeq lists its product as hypothetical. Gene Ontology annotation, biological process: tRNA nucleoside ribose methylation. The record is from RefSeq and is a predicted model, not a curated record. The transcript has a single exon. Gene Ontology annotation, cellular component: cytosol. The coding region runs from base 1 to 1416 and encodes 471 amino acids. Gene Ontology annotation, molecular function: RNA binding. Lineage: Eukaryota; Euglenozoa; Kinetoplastea; Trypanosomatida; Trypanosomatidae.